AUGGCAACACUCGAAGGCACGGCAGAUGUCGCACUGCACACGUCGUAUUCUGAGGUUUACCUCGUCCCAUUAAAUGACAGGAACGCGACCAGUGAACUGAACGGAGCGGCUGCGGGACUGAGCGACGCGGCGGCUGACAACGAGCCAUGUCAACUUCACCGCGUCAACGUCUCGGAACAGGGUGGUUCGGAUAGGAUUAACACUACCGGUCUGAAGCAGGCUGUCAAGGCGAUCUGUACCAUGAUGCAUCGCCUAGAGACGAACGAUAUCACACGCGCACUGCAGUGCACACGUCCGCACGUGAAAUUCCGCGGCGUGUUGACACCAGGGGGCGCCGUGUUUGUGUUUCAGGAGCUGACGGAGGCGGCGGCGGGGGACGAGCGGACGGCGGCGGCUGACACGGAGCAUGUCAACUUCACCGUCGUCAACGUCUCGCGAAACAGAAUGGGUGGUUCGGAUAGGAUUAACACUACCGGUCUGAAGCAGGCUGUCAAGGCGAUCUGUACCAUGAUGCAUCGCCUAGAGACGAACGAUAUCACACGCGCACUGCAGGAGCUGACGGAGGCGGCGGCGGGGGACGAGCGCACGGCGGCGGCUGACACUGAGCAUGCCAACUUCACCGUCGUCAACGUCUCGCGAAACAGUAACAUGAUCAUGGCCGUGGAGCAUUUGAACGAUGCCUUGCGGCGGCUGGUCGUCAUGUACUGCGCCGCCUUCAAACCCAACUUCACCGUAAUCGCGCUCUGCGAGCCGAAAGGUGAGGCGAAGCUCGUCACGGACAUGCUCGACAACCUGAUCCUGAACGUGGUGUCGGCGCACCGGCUUCCCGCGCGCUGGAGCGCCCUCUACGACAGCUACCGGCUCAGCUGCGGCAUCCACCAUGGCACGCGGCGGCUCUGCCCGGACGUGUGGACGAAGGCGACGCGCGCCGCCGCCGAAUUCUUCGAGAAGCUCGUCUUCGACGAGUGGGUGCAGUACCCUACGCUGCCGCUGUGCCUGCUGCCGCGGGAGUCGCGGCUCGUGCUGAGGCUCUACGGACUCAGGGUAGUGCCGUCGGAGGGCAAGAACGAGGUGGAGAAGCAGGUGCGCGACAUCAUCGGAUGGACGUCGCUCGACCUGUUCGACCUCGAAAAUGAGUUGGCGCAGGGCACCUAUCUGCUGGGAAUGUGGAUGGACAGACCGGUGGAACCUGUCGGACCGCGGGGAUCAAACCUAGACCAGCCAGACAGCGUUCUCCUACAGAUCGAUCUUCCAGAAUUUGACGACAACAUCCGAUUCCCUGAGGUCUUGCAAGGAAACCUAAGCGAGACGCGAGAGUUUGCGAGUCUGGACCCUCCGGAGCAACACCAGAUCGAGGAAAUCCUGGACAAAGACAUUCUAACGCAGUGCACCCGCGAGGAGCGCGACCUGCUGUGGGAGAAGCGUAACUACAUGUACGGCAUCGGUGGCGCCCUCCCGCGGCUGCUGCGCGCGGCGCACGGCUGGGACUGGGCGUGCUUGCCGGACAUCUACUGCAUGCUGCGGUACUGGGAGGUCUACCACCCGCUACAGCCGACCGAGGCGCUGCAGUUCCUGCUGCCACAGUACAUCGACGCGCAGGUGCGACGCACCGCGCUCGCGUGGCUGCGCGGCAUGUCGAGCGAUGAGGUGUGUGACUACCUGCCCCAGCUCGUGCAGGCUCUGCGCUUCGAGCGCACCGAGGAUUCCGCACUCGCCUGCUUCCUGCUAGAGCGAUCCCUGUCCAGCAUACGCGUCGCACACCACCUCUACUGGUGA
Molecule: messenger RNA, 1776 nt
Organism: Priapulus caudatus
Lineage: Eukaryota; Metazoa; Priapulida; Priapulimorpha; Priapulimorphida; Priapulidae
Product: phosphatidylinositol 4-phosphate 3-kinase C2 domain-containing subunit beta-like
Exons: 15
Coding region: 1-1776 (591 amino acids)
Biological process (GO): phosphatidylinositol 3-kinase/protein kinase B signal transduction; cell migration; phosphatidylinositol-3-phosphate biosynthetic process
Cellular component (GO): plasma membrane; phosphatidylinositol 3-kinase complex; cytoplasm
Molecular function (GO): 1-phosphatidylinositol-3-kinase activity; 1-phosphatidylinositol-4-phosphate 3-kinase activity
Source: RefSeq, a predicted model, not a curated record